Molecule: messenger RNA, 4528 nt
Organism: Opisthorchis viverrini
Lineage: Eukaryota; Metazoa; Platyhelminthes; Trematoda; Opisthorchiida; Opisthorchiidae
Exons: 14
Coding region: 1-3939 (1312 amino acids)
Biological process (GO): positive regulation of kinase activity; multicellular organism development; protein phosphorylation
Cellular component (GO): signaling receptor complex
Molecular function (GO): protein binding; ATP binding; transmembrane receptor protein tyrosine kinase activity
Source: RefSeq, a predicted model, not a curated record
AUGCGCGGUCUUUCCGAAUGCCUUUGGACGAUGUCACUUUUCCGUGAUGUUGGCUUAUGGCUUAUUGUUCAUAUGAAUUUGGUAACAGGUACUGAGACGGAGGUGCUGCUUGGAGACAAAGAUAUCGAUGCGGCUGUAAAUAGCGUCGUUGUGUUUCCCUGUGAACCUGGUCACAACUGGUAUUCUAGUGGACUACAACUUGAAGAAGAUGACUUUCACACCAUCUUGCAAAAUGGUAGUCUCAGGAUUCGAGUUCGUAUGGAGGAUAUGGAAUAUGUAUACCAGUGUAAGACUGAAGAAACGCUACCAGAUGGGACUUCACGAACCACAAAAUUCAACUACCACAUUAAUCCACUGGAUGCUGCAUUUUUGGCGCGAACAGUGGAAAACGUCACUCUAGAUUGGGGAACAAUUUACACUUUUCCAUGCAGUUUUUCCGGUGCACUCCCUCGAAACGAAUUUAUGAUACUCAAUGGCAAGAUAGUAACAGAAGCAAGACACAACAUCACGGAGGAUUCCGUUGUUGAGUGCCGCGUAUCAAAUUUUUUGGGAGAAGAACAUGAUAAAGCAUACAUCACAAUUCGUCCGCGUUCCAAAGAAUGGGUACUGAAAGACGGGGUCGCCAGUGGCCCUCACUGUCAACCUUAUAAACAAUCGUUGAAUAGAUCGUCCAUCUGUCUGUCAUACCUGAGCGAGGUGGCUGAGUCCUUUGGCGGAAGUCCUUACUUGAUCGCACGAUACCGUCUCUAUGAUUCCGAUCAGACUGAUAUGGCGUUAGCCAAUCUGUUUAGUGUCUGGGACCAGUUGCUGCUGGACAAACAAUUCGGCCCUAACCCAAUUACCACAACACCGCAUGGAAACAUUUCGGAGAACCUGCAGCUGUCCUUCACCUCGUGGCGUUGUGUAGACUGGGCCAAACGUUUGACUUGCACGCUUGCAUAUCCACGAUGUCACAGUCUGGCGAAUUUCCCAUCGGAAUUGAAGCGCCCAAACCAGUUUUAUGUGGAGUCCCCCGUUUGUCGUCAAGACUGCCUAGCUGUGACAGGGUUAUUCUGUCUGGCUCCACUGGAGGCCGCAAUAAACACACCUGCGUUAGCACCCCUGUUACGUGGAACACUCUCUAGUGAGCAAGAUGGCGAGGUGACCGGCUGGGACCAACUGCUGGAAGCAGCACAGGCGCAACUUCGAUCCCUUCCAAGCUCAUUGGCCCAAUUUCGUGAAGGACGCUCGGAUUUGAAUGUGAUCAAAAUCUGUAACCAAACGCCAUCAAUAGACACGCUCAACGAUUGUACUAAGUUACCUUUGGACAGGCAGUUCCCCGCACCCAGAUCCUUCCAACAAACAGCGUUUUCCGUAGAAAACCCUGUUGAUCGGUCUACAAAACAAUGCAUUGCUGGUAGCGGACUUAACUACCGAGGGACUGCUACGAAUUCGGCGUGCCUUGCUUGGGAUGCUGUUGUUGGUCAACCUUCUGUGUCCGACAACGGGCAAAUUUCGACGUGGCCUGGUUUAUUCGCACUUACGCCACAAUCAUUUCCUUCGAAUUUGGACGACGAAGCCAGGUCGGCGUCGGUUUGCCGCAACCCAGCCGGUUUGGCUCCAUAUCCAUUCUGCCUCACUUUAUUGUCACCGAAUGGAAGCACAUCUAAGGAUGUCACUCCAACUUGGAGAGUGGCACUUUGUACUGGCAUACCGCAGUGCUCACCAACAAAUGCCUCUGGUCCGCUCAAUACAGUGACCGUAGCCCCAGAUGCCGUUGCCACUGCAUUACUCAGCGCAACUCAAAUACAGGUGAUUGUUGCAUGUGUCCUCGUCACGUGUUUGUUCUGCUUCAUCUUGAUCGUCUAUGUCGUGUGGCGUACAAAUCGUUGUGGCAUCCGUUCGCUGUCGAGCUCGAGCCUAUGUCUUUCUGCUUUGGAGUUUACGGAUUUCGAUUCAGGAAAGGGCAAGUCACAAGUAGAUACGGAAACAACAGCUGACAAACCGCCCCGUAUGUGUCACCGGAUUUCCGAUAGCCUCUCUGAGCAGAUGUACGUGCAGCACAGGCUGCUGUGGAUCAAACGACGCCGUAAAUUACGCCAUCUAAGCGGUCCGUUUCAGUGCAUACUAGGUUGUUGGUAUGUGACUGUCGAUUGUUUAACAUGUAAAAGAAAACCUGAACCUCACCCUGCUGUGGUUGUCGUUAGUCCUUCUGGUGAGCAAACCAUACGCCCAUGCAGUUCCCCCAGGCCGUCCACAUUAGACGGUCGUUUCAAAUCCCACAAACCGGGUCAUGGAUGGUGUCCACUUUUCAGGCGAAUAUUAACCAUCAAACGUCAUAACGACUGGAAGACCAACAAUCACACCGACAGCGCAAAAGCUUGUUCGAGGAUUCGCCGCUUGGGUGUCCCACUUCAAAACGGAGAAGAUGAUGAGUUCGAGGAAAAUACUCUAGGUUUACAGCUGCAUAAAUCGGUGGCCUAUGUCGCCAACGCAACGAGCUCAUCUCGUAAGCAAUCUGGGACGACCACUUUAUCGCAGGGUCCCUGUAUCAACUGUGGUACAGUCGAACAGCUUUCGUGUAAUUUGUGUAACGCAUGCCAGACUGGGCUCCCCGCAGUGGAGGCAGCCGGUUGGGCUUCCGAUCCUCGCUCGAACCAGUCACAAUUGUGCACAAGUGCUGAGCUUAUUCCGCUCACUUGCGGUGGACAGGACCCCGGAUGUUCACUGACAGAAUCCUCUCUGCGUGCAAUUACUUCUGGUCCUGCCGACCUAGGAUGGAAUGUGACGCUGGAGAAACUUUUCAACAUGGCCUCCAUGACACACUUGUUGCACCCAAAGUUGAAACAAGUAUGCUAUCCUCGAAACAAACUGAUCGAACUCCAGCGCUUAGCCAAACGGGCUUUUGGCUGGAUUAUCCUGGCGAAUGCACCAAACUUACACACUCUGGUUCGCCGACAUCGCUUGCUGAGUGUGACUUCUGCAGAGCAACUGGGGCUUGGUGUGGCCUCUGACAGGAAUAAUGCUGACCAGGGAUCUGCAGAUUCUACAUCCGAGGAGUUCGCGCAAAACCCGUUGGUUGUUAUCAAGAUGCUAGCAAACGACGCAAGUCUAGAGACCGAGGCAAACUUCCUACGAGAAGCCGAAGUCCUUAUUGAACUUUCACAUAAAAAUAUAAUCCAGCUUUUAGGUGUUUGUCUUCCUUUGAAACCGCUUUCGUUGCUCCUGGAAUAUAUGCCUUUUGGAGAUUUGACCACUUUUCUUAAACACUACGAACAGUCCAACGGUGACAGUCGGAUAUUUCCACAACACAUGACCCCGACUCUUUUGAGUGCUAUGAAUGGUGAGGUCAUCUCUCGUACUCAUAAUCGGGGUGAGAUGACUCGCCCAACUUCAGCAGAUCUGCGUGCCAUGCAUAAACAGACUUGGCUUCCUCCAAUUAAACUGACAUCCCUGAACCUUUUGGAAAUGGCUUUGGAUGCCUGCGACGCAAUGGUCUACCUGAGUGAUAAUUACUAUGUUCACAGAGAUGUCGCCACUCGAAGCUUUUUGGUAGGAAACAAGAUGAUCGUCAAACUUGCCGACUUCUCCAUGUGCCGCCCAGUACAGCCUGGGGUCGAUUACGUUGCCGUUCAGGGCGUGUUUUUACCGGUCAAGUGGCUCCCCCUUGAGUCAAUACUGGAAGGCUUGUUCCAGGUGGACACAGACGUUUGGUCAUUUGGCGUAUUUCUGUGGGAAUUGUUCACCUACGCUUCCGAGCCGUAUCCGGACUUAAGCCACGAACAAGUCAUCACUUUCUUGGAAAAUGGUGGUCGACUCUCCUGUCCUGUCAGUUGUCCGGAUACCGUGUACAAUCUUAUGCUAUCAUGCUGGGACUCUCAAAGGACCCAGCGCCCGACAUUCCCGAAUAUACGGUGUCGACUUCACGGAAUCCUCACGGAACUGUGCAAUCCCAGUUGACGGAGACUGUUCGGAUAUAGCUGCCAUUUCGAUCUCGGUAAUCUAGCAUUCCAUCCGCCGGUUCUACUUGAUAAGCUAGUGUCGCAUUCUGAACCCAGUUACACCGUUUUCCUCAAGCCCAGUGCAUGCCCUUUGCGAGACAUCAAGUUUUCAGUUUGUCCUUCUUGGAAAUUUCCCGGUGUUCUUUGGACGACAAAACACUGUUUCAUCCCCCACCCCACGUCACAAACUUGAAAACCCUGUACAGUAUAAUCUUCCAUCCUGUUCAUCUACAUUGAAUAUUCGGACCAGCUUAGGUUUCUACUCAAUACAUAUUUUUUGGCAUUUUUUCUGCAUGUGCCUCAGCGUUUCAUGAUAAGCCUCUGCGGUAAUUUGGUCAAAAUGCAAAUCCCUGAACGUUUGAGGAGUCUUGUGUUUGACUACAAAUAACGCACUUUUCAUUCCUGGUCUCUGAGUCUCAUGUGAUCCCCAGGAGGUUCGUCGUUACAGCAGCACUGGAGUUCCCACAGUAGAAGGCCGACAGCGGAACCCUGUUCUGCCUUGUACAGCUCAACUCACUGAUCCAUUUCAAGUGAAGCUUGUCUCUUAU